Messenger RNA from Henningerozyma blattae CBS 6284, 1056 nucleotides. Its product is annotated as PEX28-32 family peroxisomal membrane protein. The record is from RefSeq and is a predicted model, not a curated record. Gene Ontology annotation, biological process: peroxisome organization. The transcript has a single exon. The coding region runs from base 1 to 1056 and encodes 351 amino acids. Gene Ontology annotation, cellular component: peroxisomal membrane. NCBI's taxonomy places the organism in Eukaryota, Fungi, Ascomycota, Saccharomycetes, Saccharomycetales, Saccharomycetaceae.
AUGCAAGGCUCCAUAAUUGGAAAUUUGAUAGCAGUUAGAUCAUUGACUAAUAGCUAUCCCUUUUUCCAAAUAAUCAACGAAAUCUUUAAUCUCUUAACGUGGAAUAACGAUAUAAAAUACAAUCUAAUUAGCUUAUUUACUUAUAGCUUAGUGGUAUUAUGGUUUCAAGAUAUCUUCAGAUAUCUUGGGCAUGGGAUUUUACUAGUUAUAAUCUAUUUUUGGUAUCGAUUUGAACAAAACAAAAAGAGGUUUAAUGAGAUUACAAAAGAUGAUAAUAUUAGAAUAAUUAACGAGAUAUCAGAUAAAUUUGAUAUUUUAAUUGAACCCAUAAUGCAAUAUGAUACAGAUAAGAUCAAACAAAUUAGUGUAAUCAGCUUAGUGGUUUUACCAAUUUGUAGUUUAAUUAUCAAUAUUAGAAGAAUUAUAUUAAUAAUAGGAUUAUUUUUAUUAUCGUUUAAUGCGCCAAUGAUGAUUCGAUUAAGAAAGCACCUUUUAGAUACGAAUAACUUAAUUGAAGAUAUUGUAAUGGCAAAGAGGAAGAAACUAAAGGCAGAUAUAAAAAAUGAUACUAAGCAAAAGGAAUUUGAACUGCUAAUAGAAAAAAAGAAAUCGAAUCUUCUUAAUACCCCUAAAUUCGCAUACAUCUUGUAUGAAAACCAAAGGAAAUGGAUAGGAUUAGGAUGGACAGAUAAUAUGUUAACUUAUGAGAGGAGUAAUUGGACAGAUGAAUUUUUAAAUUCAUCUGAAUCUAUUGAAACUUUUCAGUUACCAAUUGAAGAUAAAUCGGAAAACUCUGGAGAUACAGAUGGGAAACAAAUUAAUGAAGUUCACAAUUAUCAAUGGAAAUGGGUAGAUCCAUGUUGGAAAUUAGAUCUGACGAACGAUGGGAUCAUUGAAGAUUGUCCAAUAAAGACUGUAAAUGAUCCAGGAGACAACGAUGGUUUUAUAUAUUACGAUAAUGCAUGGAAUAAACCUAGUGUUGAAGAUUCUUAUUCUAAAUAUACCAGAAGAAGGAGAUGGGUAAGAACUGCUGAACUUACUAAUGAGGUUGAAUAA